CGCCGCCUACGCCGUCGUCGUCGAUAAAUUUCAGCAACUUUUCUCGCCUCGACGCCGGGGCCGCGACCUGCGCGCCGCCCGACGUCCCUGCCAGCCCUCGCGUCCGCUCCGCCGCGGUCCAGCAGCCACCCGCCCGCAGCGCCGAACUGAGACUCCCUUCGUGAAAUUUUAAUGCUGUUUUUGCGCCGACGAGGCCCGACAAAGUGCGAAAAGAGACGUGGCAAACUAGUGCUCGCGAACAAAAUCGCAAGCAAAUACUAGGAGAAAAGUGUUUCCCCUUGCAGGACUCGAUGACAUAUUUUGAAAAGCACCCCUGACUGUGUGUAAACAGUGUAUAAAUCCCCACACAAAAAUAUUUAGUGUACUUUUUUUAAAAAAAAAACAACUUGUGAACGAAUUGAGAAACCCGUAUACAUUUUGUGUCUAUAAACUAGUGAAUGUUACGCUGAAAUACAAAGCCAAAAUUAAACCUCGCCCCUAGCUACUCUCUCUCAAUCACAUUCACGUUUGACAUUGGCGGGCGUCGCGUGUUCUAAUCUACGUGACAGCGCGCCCUAGCGGCCUGUGUACAGCGGGGCCCCCUGUGGGUAGUGUGCGUGCGUGCGUGCGUGUGCAAGCUCAUCCCCUGGAGAGAGCGGUGUGUUCGCGAAGUGGCCCCGAGCCGCGCGGGUCGAGGCCGACCCCUCAGACAGGCUGUUUGCAUCGCGAGACGACGCCGCCGCCGCCGCCGCAGCCACCGCUCGCAGCUCAACUAACGAACUCCACUGGCGGCCGCUCGCCGCGCCCCCUAUGUUCCCUUGCGUCGAGGCGAAACUCUUCCCGUAAAGGCGAUCUUUCGACCGCUUGUUCGCGUCCCGCCCUGCCCUGCCCUGCCUCAAAAGUGCUUACGUCUUCGCUCCAACUCAGCCAGAAGUGGCCGCCGCAACUUUACCGGUGGAGGACUGUUGUCGCUGGAGAUUUUUCCGAGCGUUCGCAUCGGCCCGAACUGCGGAGGGCCACUGAAACGAUGUCACUUUACUUCUGGAACAAGGUCGUGUAAACAGCAGAAGCAUCAUCAGCAGCAAGGGUUGGCUACGCAUGUCCGUGUCUCCUGGAUCUGAGCAAAUGCAUCUGAUCAGCGACGGACUCGUCCGCCGUCGCGGAUCCGGGACGCGGGGGCGGGGCGAGGGCGGCGGCGAGGGCGGCACUGUGGCGCUCUGUGAGCGGGGGCGGGGCCACGGGGGCGCGGCCGCGAGGGCGGGGCGGCCCCGCCCCGCGAAAAACAAAGCGCCGCCAUGCAUCACGUGA
This is a messenger RNA of Gryllus bimaculatus (two-spotted cricket), 1287 nucleotides long. NCBI's taxonomy places the organism in Eukaryota, Metazoa, Arthropoda, Insecta, Orthoptera, Gryllidae. The record is from the annotation of a GenBank genome assembly.